AUGACGGAUCUCUUACGGGAAGCCCCGUUGGGCCAAAUCCUACGCUGGGCCACGGGAAAUCGAAUCCUCCAAUACCCAGAAGAACUACCUGGCUUCGAAUUGCCCAAAACAUAUACCGCUCUCCUUAACUCCGAUAAGCAUCAAGAGAUACAAGGGAUUCCAACACGGGAACAGGAAGCUACUCAUCAAUCAAGCCGUUCGAGUAAUGCUGCUUCUGACAUUGAGAAAGUCAAGACUGAGCCCUCCCCUUACGACGAAGCCGACAAGACCCUCGGACUAACCAGAACGAGGAGUCGAUUGGAAACAGCCCCCUACUCAGAAGACCGCCUCGAGGUUGAAGCAGAACUCGCCAUCGAGCGGACAAGAACUCAACCCGUCAUCCCUCAGAAGACCUCGGACGGCUUAAUAUUAGUCGACUGGUAUACCACAGACGACUCCGCCAAUCCGUAUAACUGGACGAAUAAGAAACGCUUCCUGAUAUCCCUCAUUAUAUGUCUAUACACCUUCGUGGUCUACACUGGCUCCGCAAUCUACACAUCCAGCAUAGGAGGCGUGAUGGAGAAAUUUGGCGUUAGCGAAACAGACGCUUCGCUACCCCUAUCUCUAUACGUCCUCGCUUACGGCAUCGGUCCUCUCCUUUGGGCGCCCCUUUCUGAGAUCCCCAUCAUCGGACGGUCUCCUGUCUACGCGGCAACCAUGGCGCUUUUCACCAUCCUGUCACUCCCUACAGCCAUGGCCAGCAACUUCGCUGGUCUCCUCGUCCUCCGCUUUCUCCAAGGCUUCUUCGGCUCCCCAUGUCUCGCCAUCGGCGCAGCCACCAUGCAAGACAUGUACUCCAUGCUAUACCUACCCUACGCUCUCGUAGGUUGGGUAUCAGCCGCAUACUGCGGACCUGCCCUCGGCCCUCUCCUCUCGGGCUUCGCAGUCACCGCAAAAGGAUGGCGGUGGUCCCUUUGGGAAAUCCUGUGGGCCGCUGGUCCUGUCUUCCUGCUCAUGUUCCUCCUCCUCCCUGAGACCUCCACCCCCAAUAUCCUCCUCCGUCGUGCCCAACGCCUGCGAAAGCUCACUGGUGAUGACCGUCUCCGGUCACAAUCUGAAAUUGACCAGAAGAGCCUGAGACCCACCGCAAUCCUCGUGGACGCCGUGAUCAAGCCCAUGGAGAUAACCAUCAAGGACCCGGCCAUCCUCUUCGUCAACCUCUACACCGCAAUCAUAUACGGGAUCUACUACAGUUUCUUUGAAGUUUUCCCGUUAGUUUAUCCUCCAAUGUACGGGUUUUCUCUUGGAAUGGUUGGCGUUGUCUUCCUCUGCGUACUCGUAUCUUGCAUUGCCGGAAUAGCAAUAUACUGCGGGUACCUCCACUACAUCCUCAUUCCCGAUAUCAAGGCCAACGGGCUCCGGGCCCAAGAAUCCCGUCUCGUUCCUGCCCUAUUCGCAUGCUUCGGGCCGACUAUCGGCCUCUUCGUAUUCGCCUGGACAGCCAACCCGUCGAUCCACUGGAUCGCCCCCACCAUCGGGAUUGUGAUCUAUGGAGGUACGGUGUUUGUCGUUAUGCAAUGUAUUUUCGUCUAUGUGCCCCUAAGUUACCCUCAAUACGCCGCGAGUCUUUUCGCGGGCAAUGAUUUCUUGAGGAGUGCGUUUGCUUGCGGGAGUAUCAUGUUCGGCAGACCCCUGUUUUUAAACCUAGGGGUGGGCAAGGGUGUGAGUUUGCUUGGUGGCUUGAGUGUCAUUGGCAUUAUCGGAAUGUUUGCCUUGUGGAUCUUCGGGGCGAAGCUCAGGGCGAGAAGUAAGUUUGCUGUGGCUUAA
Molecule: messenger RNA, 1806 nt
Organism: Venustampulla echinocandica
Lineage: Eukaryota; Fungi; Ascomycota; Leotiomycetes; Helotiales; Pleuroascaceae
Product: Multidrug transporter
Exons: 1
Coding region: 1-1806 (601 amino acids)
Biological process (GO): xenobiotic detoxification by transmembrane export across the plasma membrane
Molecular function (GO): fluconazole transmembrane transporter activity
Source: RefSeq, a predicted model, not a curated record